AAGGGAAGAGGACAAAGAUGGGGCUAGAUGAAGUGUAGGGAGAAAAUGGUCUGAGCUGCAGGUGUGGGAGCUAAAUUUCUGGCUUCAGUUCCCACACGGUAAGAUGCGUCUGAUUUAAAGCCAAAAGUUAACACAUUAUGACAGUUUCUAAUUAUGGGAGUUUUUUUUUUAAGGCUGCUCCAGUGAAUCUGAUUUCUUUGCUUUUCCUCAUAACCUGCAAUUUCAGAGGAAAUAAAAAAAGGGGCAGUAUAAUCAGCUGAAGAGCACAAAUCCCAUGCAUCUCAGAUCCCUCAUCCCGCCCACCAAAAACAAGCCUUCCAUUCUUGUAUAUUUUCCCCUCAUUCACUCCAGUGAGACGCCUGUGAGGAGGACGCGCUUUCACUCUGUUUGGACAAGAACCCAACACUUGGGGGGAAAAACGGACUCAUUUGAAAACAACUCAAUCUAGGAACAGGAUUUCCAUUUCCUUUUCUUCUUAAAUACUUUUCUAAAGAUCAGACAGCUUGGCCGUGAAGUUGUGACAGCUUUAAAAAAAAAAGAAAAGAGGGAGAGAAAGAGAUUUGCCCUGAGGGCUUUGAAAGAAGAAACAGGAGCCAGAUAAAAAAGGGCAGCGAUAAUCUGCACAGCUGCUGCGUGAAGGGAAGGAGCAACAGACAGAUAAAGAAAGAAAACGAGGUGAACAAGGACAAGAGGAGACAGACGAGGACAAUCGGAGGCCGAGGAGAAAGGGACCAUUCAAGUUGAAGGCCGCCGUAGAUAUAAAUACAAAGUGAAGACAAAAUCCAGAGGGACACCUGUCGUCAUAACAGCAGCAAUGGAGAAGCAGCACGGCGAGAGGAGAAGCCGGGUCUGAGCGGAGACCACCUCCGAGCUGUGCUUGACUGAAGUAAGAGGAGAAGGUUUCUUCACCAUGAUUUAUUCAGGUGUUUUCCACAAAUCCAACGAGCUGCACGGGAGAAGCAACUUUGUCCCAGGAUAGAAGGAGAAGAGGAGCCUAAUCUGUCAUAACAUUCCUGUUCCUCUCCCUCCUCUCCACCUCAGACUCCUUCACCUUCCUGUCUUCACGUUAAGUUCACCAACUUCCUCCCUCUCCCCCUCUCCAUCCCCUCACUAUGUGGAUACCAGCUGUGCUCUUAUGGAUGCUUAACUUCAGCUAUUUGUGCUCAGGACAAGACUACAUGAACUAUUAUCAGAGUCCAGACAGGGGCACAGAGGCUCCAUCAAAGACCGAUGACCAGUCUAAUUUGGAGAUAACAAACAUGGACCAGCUCCUGCAGUUCUUCUACCCUGAAUACAGCGUGAUCCAGCAGUGCAUGAGGAAAAGAUCAUGGCACUCCUCAUCCUCCUCUUUCCCUUCCACCUCUUUUUCAACCUCUUCGGAGAGCCCUUUAGCCCGCCCUGGCGACGACGACUUGUGGGUCCCAUUGCGGGCAGAGCCUCUUUACAAAGAUGAUGGAAAUAUAGCAGAAAUUCUGGAGGAGCUAAAGAGGAUACAAUGCCAGCCAAGGGAGGUGUGUGUUGAGGUGGCCAAAGAGUACCCAGAAUCCACGGGUCAGUUACAUGUCCCUCGCUGCGUGGCGCUGCAUCGCUGUGGCGGAUGCUGCGGGAACGAGGCUUUCUACUGCACCAAUACCAGCUACAGUCUGGUUAAUAAGACGCUGAUGGAGCUGUCUCCCCCCAGGAUGGACCAAACGGUCGUCAUGGUUACGUUUGUCAACCACACCACGUGCACUUGCCUCUCCAAGCGGCCGCUCCACUCCAUCAUAAGACGAGCAGCGACAGAUUAUCUGUGUUCCCCUCCUGAACUCCCCUGUGCCUUAGGAUCAUUGUGGGAUCCGGUGAACUGCGGGUGCAUCUCUGCCGACACGAUGAGCUACACUCAGAAACAUACAGCGCUGGACUCAGGUCUGCUGGCUCUCUGCGGGCCCAACAGGGUUCUGGAAGAAUCCACCUGUGACUGCGUCUGUCAAAACGGACUCACUGAAGCCAGCUGUGAUCCAGGCCGGAAACUGGAUCAAAACACCUGUGAAUGCCAGUGCGAAGGGCAAGGCGAUGGGAAGCUGUGUCCUGCAAGGCAGCGGUGGGACGACGAGCUGUGCGGUUGCGUGUGCGCCAUGGACUGUCCCAGGAGUCAGCCUCUGAAUCCCGACACGUGCCUGUGUGAAUGCAGAGAGAGUCCAAACACGUGUCUACGGCAGGGCAAGAGGUUCGACCCCAACACCUGCAGUUGCUACAGGCUUCCAUGCAGAAACCCCAGACGGGAAUGCAAGGUUGGAUUUUACUACAGCAGCCAGGUCUGUCAGUGCAUCCCCAAUUACAUGAAGUGGAAUUACCAAACGGGGAAAUGAGGAAGAGGAGGAGGAUUCUGGGAAUUACUGACCUUAGAUAGACUACUUCCCUGUCUGAAUGACUCCCUGCAGGAGAGCAUGAAGUGGAUCUACAAACAGAGACAUGCCGUCAGCAAUAGGAGCAGCGUGUGUGAGUCCUGCUGCCUGUGCUGAGUCACUUUUCCAAAGAACCAUUUCAAAUGGUGUUCUGAGACUUUCCCAGGAUAUAAAGCUGGCAAAAAGCCACUCAUCUUUGGUAAAACUCUUACAUAAGAAGAAAAUAAGAGGAAAGAAGGAUCUAUAUAUCUGAUCCUUAGUUAACAGUCCAUUUUGUGUGCCUUCUUUCUAUUUCAACGUCUGGGAAAACCCCAAGAAACUGACUGGUGGGAUAGAUUGAGCCGACCUGGGACGGGCAUUCAUCUUGCUGUAACGUGUUUCAGCAAGAAGAAUGCCAACCACCUACCUGCUGAGGAGCUGCAGCUCAUGCUUCUUUGAAAUGGAAUGUGAAUAAGAUAAUAACAGACCAUGCUUUUCUUCCACAAUAAAUGCCAAAAAUAAAAUAAAAAAUUCAGGCAAGUUCCCAUAUUGGCUUGAAGGAAAAUCAGGUACAGUUCAUCUCCAAAGUGUGCACAGCCUCCAUUACAAUGACGGGUUUAUCUGAAGUAAAAAUAAAAUGAAACCACUAUAGAUAAAUCAAUGCAGAUAUUACUGCAAUUUGUGCAAACAGGCUGUUGGACAUUUUUAACCUUUAAUAGAUUAGCUUGAUUUCAGUUUGAUUGUACAAUAUGUCUGCUUCAGUAAAGGAAGAAACAGUUCAGAUUUCUUUUUUUUAUAAUAAAGUGGUCCUUUUACCAGGGACCUGUACACUUUUAGGAUUUUAUUUAUCACGUGUCAUUCCAUUCCUCCCAUUUUAGACACAUUGUCCGUAUCCAUUUGCAACCCU
This is a messenger RNA of Cyprinodon tularosa, 3270 nucleotides long. RefSeq names its product vascular endothelial growth factor C-like. The record is from RefSeq and is a predicted model, not a curated record. Lineage: Eukaryota; Metazoa; Chordata; Actinopteri; Cyprinodontiformes; Cyprinodontidae. Gene Ontology annotation, cellular component: membrane. Bases 1113 to 2348 code for a protein of 411 amino acids. The transcript has 8 exons. Gene Ontology annotation, biological process: induction of positive chemotaxis; positive regulation of angiogenesis; vascular endothelial growth factor receptor signaling pathway. Gene Ontology annotation, molecular function: growth factor activity; vascular endothelial growth factor receptor 3 binding; chemoattractant activity.